AUGCUGCAUGCUCGCACUGUGCCUUUUGUGAAGAAAAGGCCGAGAUCAGUGGAUACCGGUGUCCACGGGCGUGAUGGAGUGAAGUUUCAGGAUGUCAAACUGUAUCUGGUGGAGAGGAAAAUGGGCCACAGCAGGAGAAGCUUUCUGACCCAGCUGGCCAGGUCAAAGGGCUUUAUAGUGGAAGACGUCCUCAGCGAUGAAAUCACUCAUGUGGUGUCAGAGGACUGCCAGGCAUCCGUUCUGUGGGCGUGGCUGAAGGGGUGUGGACUGAAGGACGGGGACACACUUCAAGUUUUGGACAUCAGCUGGUUCACUGACAGCAUGAAAGCAGGGAGACCUGUUGCUGUGGAAACCAGACAUCUCAUUAAGCACGCCUUACCCACAUCGCCUGAAGGUUCUGCGCCCACUUCUGCAUACAUAGCCACUGUUUCUCAAUAUGCCUGCCAGAGACGGACAACCAUACAAAACCACAACAAGAUUUUCACGGAUGCAUUUGAAGUGCUGGCCGAAAGCUAUGAAUUCAGCGAGCUCAAGGGCCCAUGUCUGGCCUUCAGACGGGCCGCAUCUAUGCUAAAAAGUCUGCCCUGGACUGUUAAGCAUCUGGAUGCUCUUCAGGAUCUGCCUUGCCUGGGGGAACACACUAAAGCAGUCAUAGAGGAGAUUCUUCAAUGUGGUCGUUCGUCUGAAGUUGAGAAACUGCUCUCUGAUGAACACUAUCAAACGCUGAAGCUGUUUACAAGUGUGUUUGGGGUUGGACCCAAGACGGCUGACAAGUGGUACCGCAGAGGGCUACGCUCAUUCAGCGGCGUGCUGGGGGAGCCGAGCAUUCAUCUAAGCCGGAUGCAGCAAAGCGGUUUUCUGCAUUAUGGAGACAUCUCCAGGGCUGUCAGUAAAGAAGAGGCCCGAGCCCUGGAGACCAUUAUUGAUGAAGCUGUCCGCGUGAUCCCAACGAAUGCCGUACUGGCCCUGACAGGCGGCUUUCGCAGGGGGAAGGAGUUCGGUCAUGACGUGGACUUUAUUCUCACCACGACUGAGAUUGGAAAAGAGGAAAAUCUGCUUUUCAGCGUUAUUGAUCAGCUGAAAAAACAAGGCAUUCUGCUAUACUAUGACCAUCAAGCCUCCACCUUUGAUAUAUCCAAACUCCCCAGCCACAAAUUUGAGGCCAUGGACCACUUUGCCAAGUGCUUCCUCAUACUGCGGCUGGAGGGCAGCCGAGUAAAUGGGGGUCUCCAAAGUCCUGACGGGGACACCAGAGGAUGGCGGGCAGUCCGUGUAGACUUAGUGUCUCCACCUAUGGAUCGUUAUGCAUUUGCUCUCCUGGGCUGGACAGGAUCCAGGCAGUUUGAGCGAGAUCUGAGGAGGUAUGCAAGAAUAGAGCGGAAAAUGCUGUUGGACAACCACGCUCUGUAUGACAAACCAAGAAAGGAGUUCCUGGCAGCUCAGACUGAAAAGGACAUCUUUGCCCAUCUGGGUCUGGAGUACAUUGAGCCUUGGCACAGGAACGCUUAGGCCUGCUGUCCUCUCAGGCUGGACAAAAUCCCACUUAUACAUCAGAGUAUAUCCCAUCUGCUUUCCUCUCUGUGGCUCUCCUCUGAUUCACUUUCAAACAGCUUUUUGAUUUCCAUGCAGUU
Messenger RNA from Thalassophryne amazonica, 1631 nucleotides. It is a transcript of the gene dntt, whose product is annotated as deoxynucleotidyltransferase, terminal. The transcript has 12 exons. Gene Ontology annotation, molecular function: DNA-directed DNA polymerase activity; DNA binding; DNA nucleotidylexotransferase activity. Lineage: Eukaryota; Metazoa; Chordata; Actinopteri; Batrachoidiformes; Batrachoididae. The coding region runs from base 1 to 1509 and encodes 502 amino acids. Gene Ontology annotation, cellular component: nucleus. Gene Ontology annotation, biological process: double-strand break repair via nonhomologous end joining. The record is from RefSeq and is a predicted model, not a curated record.